CCCCGCCGCCGCCGGCGAGACCACCUCCCAGAUCCCCCCGAUGGCGUUCCGCCGAAUCCUCUCGGCCGCGCUGCGCCGCCGCUCCGCCGCGGCGGCCUCCGCGGCCGGGACCACGCGCGAGGCCUCCACGGCCGUCGCCGCGGCCCCCGGCGCCAUCGCCCCGGACGCGGCCCCGCUCCGCGCCCCGACGAUGCCGUACGACCGGAUCUCCGAGGCCGUCAACGCGCGCGUGCGCCGGCUCGAGCACCCGGACCCGCGCUUCCUCCGCUACGCCAGCCCCGUGCCGGCCCACGCCGACCACUCGGCCAUCCUCGCGGCGCCCGCGACCCGCGUCACCACGCUCGAGAACGGCCUGCGCGUCGCCACCGAGUCCAACCUCGCCGCGCGCACCGCCACCGUCGGCGUCUGGAUCGACGCGGGGAGCAGGUACGAGGCGGACGAGGCCGCCGGGGUCGCCCAUUUCGUCGAGCACAUGCUCUUCAAGGGCACCGGCACGCGCAGCGCGGGCCAGCUCGAGAAGGAGAUCGAGGAUAUCGGGGGCCACCUCAACGCAUACACCUCGCGGGAGCAGACCACCUACUACGCCAAGGUGCUCGACAAGGACGUCCCGCGCGCGAUGAGUAUCCUCGCCGACAUUCUGCAGAACUCUAAACUUGAUGACGAAUGCAUCAAGAGAGAGCGGAGUGUAAUCCUCCGAGAGAUGCAGGAGGUUGAGGGACAAUCAGAGGAAGUUAUAUUCGAUCAUCUUCAUGCAACUGCCUUCCAGUAUACUUCUCUUGGCAGAACAAUCUUGGGUUCUGCUGAUGAUGUCAAGUCUAUCACCAAACAGAGUCUCGAAGAUUACAUCAAAAAGCAUUACACGGCUUCUAGAGUGGUUAUUACUGCUGCUGGUAAUGUUAAGCAUGAGGAUAUUGUACAACAGGCAAAGGAGUUGUUUAACAAGCUGCCAACUGACCCUACCACAACUGGCAUGUUGGUUGCUAAGGAGCCAGCCACUUUUACCGGUUCUGAGGUUCGAAUCAUUGAUGAUGACAUGCCCCUCGCUCAAUUUGCUGUUGCCUUCAAUGGUGCAUCCUGGACAGACCCCGAUUCUAUUGCACUAAUGGUUAUGCAAACUAUGCUUGGUUCGUGGAACAAGAGUGCUGGAGGAGGGAAGCACAUGGGUUCGGAGCUUGUACAGAGAGUAGCGAUCAAUGAAAUAGCUGAGAGCAUAAUGGCAUUCAACACAAACUACAAGGAAACAGGCCUGUUUGGUGUCUAUGCUGUUGCUAAGGCUGAUUGCUUGGAUGAUUUGGCUUUUGCAAUUAUGCAAGAGAUGAGCAAAUUAUCAUACAGGGUUACUGAAGAUGAUGUUAUUCGUGCACGCAAUCAGCUGAAAUCCUCCAUCCAACUCCAUCUUGAUGGUUCCACUGCUGUUGUUGAGGAUAUUGGACGCCAGCUACUCAUCUACGGCCGUAGAAUUCCCAUUCCUGAGCUUUUCGCAAGAAUAGAUGCAGUUGAUCCCAGCACUAUCAGGCGUGUUGCAAACCGCUUCAUCUUUGACCAGGAUGUUGCCAUCGCUGCCAUGGGACCAAUUCAGUCUCUGCCAGAUUACAACUGGUUCAGGCGCAGGACCUACAUGCUCCGUUACUAGAUUCAUCUAGCGGUGUACCAUGUUUACAGUCUCUAAAGGCAAGAUAAUUGCUUUUUUGGCACCAGUAUGUCAAGGCCACAUCCACGCACAUAUUGUGUGCAGAAGUGGAGGAAUUUUUUGAGUCUUUGUUUUCCUUGCCCUUCUUUUCCAAAACCCACAAAGCUGUCAAUAAUGAUAGGCAAAUUCGACUGACGUGGCAUACUUGGGUGGCCAUCCGUUGUUUUGUGAUGAUGAUGAAUCUGUCAUGACUCACUCUUCCAUCUUGUGUUACGAUAUUAUUUCUCUUUCGGCAAAUAAUUAAAUGAAAGCUGCUUAUGUAAA
This is a messenger RNA of Lolium rigidum, 1954 nucleotides long. RefSeq names its product probable mitochondrial-processing peptidase subunit beta, mitochondrial. Lineage: Eukaryota; Viridiplantae; Streptophyta; Magnoliopsida; Poales; Poaceae. Gene Ontology annotation, biological process: proteolysis. Bases 41 to 1633 code for a protein of 530 amino acids. Gene Ontology annotation, molecular function: metalloendopeptidase activity; metal ion binding. The record is from RefSeq and is a predicted model, not a curated record. The transcript has 9 exons. Gene Ontology annotation, cellular component: mitochondrion.